Molecule: messenger RNA, 1023 nt
Organism: Chenopodium quinoa (quinoa)
Lineage: Eukaryota; Viridiplantae; Streptophyta; Magnoliopsida; Caryophyllales; Amaranthaceae
Product: protein FAR1-RELATED SEQUENCE 5-like
Exons: 5
Coding region: 1-1023 (340 amino acids)
Biological process (GO): regulation of DNA-templated transcription
Source: RefSeq, a predicted model, not a curated record
AUGGAGAAAUCAAACAAUAGAAUGAUGAUUGAAGGAGAUUCUGAUUCACCUAUAGAAUUAAUUUCUAGCUCAAUUACUGCUGAAAAAGAUAAUGUUAUUUUAGAAGAAAAUAUCAAUGAAGAAAGAGAUGAUGCGGAAAGAGAUGAAGAUGCUGCAAGUAUAAUAGAUUAUUACAAAUAUGAAAAGGAUGAAAACAUAAGUAAAUGUCUAGCAGGUUAUACAGUAUCAGACUACAAUGAGGGAUAUGUGUUAUACAAAGCUCAUUCAAGGUCUGUUAGUUUCAGUAGAAAAGAUAGGGAGGUAAAUGAGACAAGAACUGGAUGCAAAGCUCAUAUUCGUUUCAAGAAAAAUAAAGAAGGAAAUUUCGAAGCUGUUACACAUGAGUUGGAGCAUAAUCAUGAAUUGGUUAUAGCAGUUCAACGACAUCAUCUAAGAUCAGAAAGGCAAAUAUCAGCACCAAUGGGUGAGCUAAUUGAGAGUAUGGUUGAAAGUGGUAUCAAACCAAUGGAUGCUUACAAUUAUAUCACCAAUGAAGCUAGAGGAGAAGAAUGUGUAGGUCAUACUAAGAGAGACCACCUUAACUAUGUAUCAAGGGUGAAAAUGAGUAUGGUUGAAGGUGGAGACAUGCAGAAUGUAUUAGAUACCCUUCAAGAGAGAGCAGAUAAUGAUCCUUCAUUCUUUUAUAGACUGAAAUUUGGAGAAGAAAACAAUGUGGUGAGCUAUUUUUGGCGUGACCCUCAAAUGCUUGAAGAUUUCAAAGCCUAUGGGGAUGUUUUAAUCUUUGAUACAACAUACAGAACCAACAAAUAUGGGUUGAUAUGUGCACCAUUUGUUGGUAUAAACUGUCACUGGAGAACAACAAUGUUUGGAUGUGCAUUCAUAAGUGAUGAAAAGACUGAGACAUUUGUUUGGCUUCUUAAAAUUUUCAAAAAGUCAAUGUGUGGAAUUGAACCAAAAUCAAUCUUCACUGAUCAGGAUCUUGCAAUGAGUAACGCCACACCAGAGAAAUUAUCUAAUUCCUGA